Cuscuta epithymum is the source of this 3879-nucleotide messenger RNA. The record is from the annotation of a GenBank genome assembly. Lineage: Eukaryota; Viridiplantae; Streptophyta; Magnoliopsida; Solanales; Convolvulaceae.
AACAUUCUUCCUUUCUUCACAUACCAUUAUAUACCCACUUAUUUCUUUCUUAACAUACUAUCCCCACAUACCAUAUUUACUCUAACACUUUAAUAUAUUCAUUACCUUUUUUGUUUACCACUUUCCUCUCAUAUUAUAUUUAUAAUAUAUAUCAUAUAUAAAAAUGUCUAGUGAGGGUAAUAUUAUUCUUAUGGUGCAUUGGAAUGGUUCUACAUCUCAAAGAGAUGAUGAAAUAGAGUACUCCAUACCUCCUAGAGCUGUACUAUUCAUUAGUGAAGGAGAUGAUUAUACUACUAUACAUGAAAAUGUUCUCAAUCAUGUUAUCCGUGAUGGAUUUUCCGAAAUUAAAUUAAUUUACGGAAAAUUGCCGAAAUAUAAGAAUUCGGUAUAUGUUGCUUCUAGAUUAUGGCCCAUUCAUGAUGAGCGAACAUGGCGUCAUUUUUUCCGGAUCGCCACAAAUGAGUAUGAGGAGUUGCACAUUUACCUGGAAGUUUCAGCGACCCCGCCACAAAAUUUGACGUUCCACGAAACUGAUGGAGUGGAAGGCCCAUCAUCAAGUCGGAGGAACAACCGCCAAUCGUUUCAGAACCACGAAACUCCUGAUUCGGGUGAAGAGUCUGACGACCCAGACUAUGAAGGCGGUUUGCAUUUGCCCGACUGUUUGCACUUGGCAUAUCCAAGCAGCAGAAGGUAUGCAUUCCACAAAAUGGAAAGUUAAAAAAUAUCAACCCCAUCACAGUUGCAGGGAGGAUCCUGUCACAUCUCGGGAUGAUAAGAUCCUAACGGCCAAACUCAUAGCGAGUGAAAUCGCUCCGAAAGUUAAAGUUGACCCGGACUACAGCAUUAAACUCAUAAUGUCAGACAUAUAUGAAAAAUUUGAUAUCCGUGUUUCAUAUAAAAAAGCUUGGAAUGGACGGUUGAUCGCUCUAGAGCGUAAAUUCGGCAAUUGGGAGGCCUCGUAUAAUGAACUUCCUAUGUUGUUGGAAGCUAUACAGUUUUCAAAUCCGGGGACGGUUGUUCAUUUGCAAUCACAACUACAGGUCGGCGUUCCUGAUACGUCUGAAUUCCGUCGAGUGUUCUGGUCAUUCAAAGCUUCUAUUGACGGAUUCAGAUUUUGCUUACCUGUAGUCUCGGUUGAUGGGACUCACUUGUAUGGCAAAUACAAGGGGGUUCUUCUAGUAGCGGUAGCCAUGAACGCUAACCGUGAGAUAUUUCCUCUUGCAUAUGCUGUUGUUGAGAGUGAGAAUGCUGACAGUUGGUCGUGGUUCUUUAGCUGGAUUAUGCGUGAAUUUGUGAAUUUUUAACUUUGAGGUGGAGCGAUUGUUUUAUCUCAUUAACUGACAAUAGAAGUAUAGAACCAUUUUUACUAAGUCUUCAUUAUGAUUUUUCAAAAAAAAAAUAUUCAUUUUGAAAGAAAGAAAAAACUACGUCUUCUUUAUUAGUUAUCAUGAAUAUUUUAUUAAAAAUAAAAUUGACCAAAUUGUUGUUAUUAUGAUUACAAUAAAAAUAUAAUAGUCAUACUUCAAACAUAGUUACUGCGUAGUGCAUUUUAGUAACGUUAAACACAACAAUUUGGCUUAAAUUUCGGAAUUAUUAUUGUAUUUUAAUUUAGAGUUAAAUUAUAAUAGGAAAUAAUAGAGUUGACAUGAUUGACAAAAUUAGAUGGUGAAAUUGUAUAAUUGGAAUUUAAAGUGGGCUAAUGCAUCUUAGAAAGUGUGUUACAUUUAGGAUUUGGCUUAAAUUUCGGAAUUAUUAUUGUAUUUUAAUUUAGAGUUAAAUUUGGGUUUUUGGGGGGUAGAAGUAGUUAAUUUUUGUAUGUGUAAAUUUUUUAUUUAUAUUGUCAAAUUGGACUAUUAGUGUAAAAUUUAAGUAAAAAUAAUAGUACAAACUUAGAGAUGGUGUUACAUUUAUGAGGUUAGUUAAAUUUGGGUUUUAGUAGUGUAGAAGUAGUUAAUUUUUUUAUGCGUACAUUUUUUAUUUAUAUUGUCAAAUUGGCCUAUUAGUGUAAAAUUUAAGAAAAACUAUUGGGUACAAACUUAAAAAUACUUAUUUCAGGAAUUUCAAAUGGACCAAAACAUUCCGUGCCCACCGCCUGUUAACCGUUCACUACUCACGUUGCCACUCCGUGCCCAUCGUGCUGACCGUGUAUGGUAUGAACCCGAUUACAUAGACUCGUGUUUAAAAUGCGUGAAUUGCCCUUCAGCUGCAUUCCAAGACGAGGAGCGAGAUGAAAGGGUAGUAAACACGUUAGCUUAUGCUGGGUUCUUGGGGGUAGAGCACAUUGCCCGCAUGAAGUUAGAUCAUAGUUUAAUAAGUGCUUUGGUGGAGAGAUGGAGGCCGGAGACACAUACUUUCCAUCUUCCAUUCGGUGAGGUUGGCAUUAGUCUUCAAGACGUGGCGAUGAUUCUUGGUUUACCCAUUCGAGGUAUGCCCCUUAGUGGUCCUACCAUUAGGGAUAAGGCCGAGUGGAUGAACCUGUGCACGCAGUCAUGUGGUUUCACUCCUAUAGCUUCUGAUAUCCGCACGAGUGAUAUCAUGAUGAGUGCUAUUACUCGUCUCCCGAUUGUGCCCUAUAGUACAGACGAAGAGGUUGAGCAGCACACCAGGAGCCUAAUAUGGCAAUUGCUUGGAGGGUUCUUGUUCCCUGACACGAGUGCGACAAGAAUACGAUUGUAUUUUUUGGAAGUCUUACAGGGUGACUUGGCUUUAACCCGUCGAUGGAGUUGGGGAUCGGCAGUUCUCGGGCACCUAUAUCAUAACUUGUGUAACGGCGCCAAGUGGGGAACCAAACAAGUUGGCGGCUGUAUGCACUUGUUACAGAUUUGGGCUUGGUCGAGGAUUUCGAUGCUUCGUCCCUCGGUACUUCAGGUCAUUCAACAUGAUCAUCUUCCAUAUGGGUGCAGGUGGAUCGUCCCUAAAUCUUAUAAGGGAUCUCCUAGACAUUGCAUACGCUUGUACCGGGACUCACUAGACCGCAUGAGUGAGAGUCAGUUUGAUUUCGUUCCCUACGCGUCCGAGACACUCUCACCUAUCAUUCUUCAUGAAGCUCCGAUAUGGUCGGCUAGGGUCAUGCUCAUAUUUUGCAAUAUGGCCGAAAUGCAUUACCCCGAUCGAUUUCUUCGGCAGUUCCAUAUAAGGCAAGACAUUCCGGAUGCUCCUUUGGCAGGUAGUGAUCAUCACGGGAAUCGCUCCAACAUAGCAACCGGUGCCUUGGCGAUGUGGGCGAACAUACAAGAUCACAUAUAUUUUCUCGAUUAUGAUCAACAGAUGUUCGUCGAAGCCACUAAUAGGUACAAAAAAUGGUACAAGAAGUAUGGUAUGACACGUGUGCAGAACCCUUCUCACAUUGUGCCCACGACAGGCUACACCCCGACAGCACACCAGUGGGGUAUUGUGCAACAAGGCAUUUACGAGUUGUAUCAGCUCAGCAUCAACGACGCCAGUAAUGACGACAUUCAAAAACGAAUACGGAAACUGGCCGUGGACGCAGGUGAUGAAGACAUGAUCCACCGGGGCAUGUUCCAUUAUGAAGAUGAAGGUGGAAGUCACGAAGAGGAUGAUGCACAUGAACAUGAAGGUGGUCGUGAGGAGUCAUCAUCGCAUGGUGUGUCAUUUGAUCAACCACCACCUCAAUUCUCAACGCAUCAAUCCCUCACAUUCAAUCAACCACCGCCGUAUUAUGAAUCUUAUCAGUUCACUAGGCAACCCGAUGAUUUUGUUGACUCAUUUCUGAGUUCGUCAUAUUUGUAUGGAGACCCAACGGUGCCUUGGAACAGUGGCGGUGGAGACGGAGCAGGGCCGAGCACACAACAUUAGCUGUAGUAUUAUAUUUAAUGUUAUAUGUACUCUCUAUUCAUUAAUGAAUUACAUUGAAAAGUA